Molecule: messenger RNA, 681 nt
Organism: Meriones unguiculatus (Mongolian gerbil)
Lineage: Eukaryota; Metazoa; Chordata; Mammalia; Rodentia; Muridae
Gene: Oip5
Product: Opa interacting protein 5
Exons: 5
Coding region: 1-672 (223 amino acids)
Biological process (GO): CENP-A containing chromatin assembly; chromosome segregation
Cellular component (GO): nucleus; chromatin; chromosome, centromeric region
Source: RefSeq, a predicted model, not a curated record
AUGGCUGCCGGGUCGCCUCGCCCCGUCUCGGUCCUGGAGACGCCGUCCUGCAGCGACUCCUGUGACACGCCUUGCUCUCCCACUUCCUCCAUGGAGUGGGACACUCAGGUGGUGAAAGGCUCCUCUCCUCUCGGGUCCCCCCGCUCCGGGGUGGCGGCAUCACCUGUCGACCCGCGGCUGCCGGCGUGGUUGGAGCCGGAGAGAUGUGCGGUGUUCCAUUGCGCGGGUUGCCACGCGGUGCUCGCCGACACCGUGCACCUCGCCUGGGACCUGUCGAGGUCCCUUGGGGCUGUGGCCUUCUCCAGAGUCACAAACAAUGUCGUUUUGUUAGAGCCCUUUCUGGUUGGCAUUGAAGGUUUUCUCAAAUGCAGCACAUACAACCUGUUAUUCUGCGAUUCCUGUGGGACUCCUGUUGGUUUCCAUCUGUACUCCACCCAUGCUGCCCUGGCUGCCUUGAGAGGCUACUUCUGCCUCUCCUGUGACAAAAUGGUGUGCUAUCUCUUAAAAACAAAGACCAUAGUAAAUGCAUCUGAAAUGGAUAUUCAUUAUGUACCUCUACCAGAAAAGAUUGCAGAGCUGAAAGAGAAGAUAAUGCUAACGCAUACUCGGUUAAAUUCACUGAUGAAGACUCUGAAGGAAAUGACCCCUGAUCAAUCUAACCACAAAAACUGAAGAAACAAG